Cucumis sativus (cucumber) is the source of this 2903-nucleotide messenger RNA. Its product is annotated as transcription factor MYB46. The record is from RefSeq and is a predicted model, not a curated record. The transcript has 2 exons. Lineage: Eukaryota; Viridiplantae; Streptophyta; Magnoliopsida; Cucurbitales; Cucurbitaceae. Bases 1240 to 2190 code for a protein of 316 amino acids.
ACUACAAUUAUUUAGAUCUGUUUGAUUACAUUUUUGGCUUUUCUUUUUCCUUCUCUUCUCUUUAAAACAGGGGGAAGUAAAGUACCAGAUUUUGGAAGAACAGACUAAUAUUAUAAGAUUUUCCUUGGAAAAUUCAGGGUGUUGAAGGCCCCACUUCUUGCCGUAUGCUUUUAUGAUCCAUCUUCCCAGGGAAGUUUCAGCAGCCCUAAGUGAGUUUUAUUCAACUAAUACAUCCAAACUCUUCAAAAGCUGUCCAUUACUUCUAUGCCAUGUUUUACGUCAAUCAGAGGAAAAGAAAAGUUAAAUAAUUUGGCUACAUUAACUUUUAUUCAACUAAAACACAAUCCAUCCAUUUCUUUGUACAUGUAGAUCAACAAAAGUUGAUACGUCGAUGAUUCCUCUUUUAGUAAAAGCAAAUUGCAUCUGAAGAUUUAUUCAUGUUUUUUCCAUAACGUGUAAAUCAUAAAUGGUUUCUAGGAUUUGCUGUCAUACAUUUAUUUUGGUGAAGACAAUCUCUGUUCAAACAGUGGCCUCAAAUGAAAGGAGAUCUCUCAUGCAAAGAGAAUUAAAAAUUAUUGGACAAUCUCCAGUUGAAGGGAUGAAUUGGAAAGAAGAAAGGGGGAAAACAUUUAUCAAAUUGUGGAACACUAGAAAACACAUCCCAAAGUACCAAAGUACAUUCAUGUACUCUCUCUCUCUCUAGGUUUAUUCUUCAUAGUCACGUGUCUCUAGAGAGAGAGAGAAAGAGAGAUUAUUAUGUGAAGUGGAAGCAAAACUGUAGUUCUUUGUUAUACAGAGACAAUGAUUACCUUGUGAGUGAAGAAAAAUGCAAAAAAAAGACAAGAAUUGAGUCAAAGACAAGAAGACCAACCAUCCCCUUCUUCUCUUUCUUCCUCCUCCUCCUCUCUCUCUCUCUCUCUCUCUCUCCAUAGAGAGACACAUACACAAAUGGAGGUCCCCCUCCAAUCCGUUUUCCACUCCACCUAUCAACCAACCAACACAAUCUUCUCUCUCUCUCUCUCUCUUAACACAUAUUCACAAUUCAAACCUAUAUUCUUCAAGCAACCAAAGCAUCCCCAACCAUCUCCAUCAUCAUCACCCUUACCACGCCAUGAAGCCUUCUCUUUUUCUCUCUCUUUUUUCUCUUUACACACACACAUAUAUAUACAAAUCUCCAUGCAGUGACCAAACCCAGUUGGGGAAAAAAACCUGAAACAUCAGAAAAAAUCUGAGAGAAGAAUGAGGAAGCCAGAGGCAGUUCUUGGGAAAGAGAAUGCUGAGAAGAACAAAUACCGUAAAGGCCUGUGGUCCCCGGAGGAGGAUGAGAAGCUAAUGAGGUAUAUGUUGAACAAUGGGCAGGGCUGUUGGAGUGAUAUUGCUAGGAAUGCAGGGCUUCAGAGAUGUGGGAAGAGUUGUCGUCUUCGUUGGAUUAAUUAUCUUAGACCUGAUCUUAAACGCGGAGCUUUCUCUCCUCAGGAAGAAGAGCUUAUUGUUCAUUUGCAUUCUCUUAUUGGCAACAGGUGGUCUCAAAUCGCAUCUCGUUUGCCCGGACGAACCGACAAUGAAAUAAAGAAUUUUUGGAAUUCCACAUUAAAGAAAAGGUUAAAAAACAACCUCUCUUCCUCUCCAUACAACCAUGAAUCAUCAGAUCCUAGAUUGGACAUGAUGUUUGGAGGAAUAAUGGCAAUGCAAGAACAUGACAUAAUGAGUAUGAACAUGAGCAUGGAUUCAUCGUCGACCUCCUCAUCCUCUUCCCAAUUACCGUUUUCUGCAACAGGACACAAUUCCUUCGACGGUUCAUCCAUGCCAUUUCUUGACAACCACUUUGAAAUGGCCUCUAUGGCUGGAAACACCAAUGGCUUUCUACAAGCCCCAUUGACAGAAAUGGGAAUGGGAAUGAGAUCAAUGGAAGAGAGGUUUAGAUAUGGAAGUUUGGAGGCACAGAGAUCAAUGGAGCUUGAGAGAGAAGUGCUAUGUGUUCCACAUGAAGAGAUGAACCACCCUCCACUAAUGAACAAUAGAAGCAGUUUUGAUCAGUAUUUGGGUACAAAUGAGCAGAAUUUGAAUGUGGAGGAGAUGUUUGGAGAUAUGGGAAGCCAUGGACAAUUACAAGAAAGCUUGAAGAUGGGUAAUGAAUGGGACUUGGAGAGUUUCAUGCAAGAUAUAUCCUCAUUUCCUCAUUUUCUUUGAUUUUUUUCAACCUUUGCCUCCCUCUAAAAUUCUAUAAAUCUUCAUUUAUUUUAUAAUUUUUUUUGAGGGACAACAAAAAACCCACACACACACACACACAUUCUUUAUCCCUCAUUUUCUCCCUCAUCAAAACCCAAAAAGAAAAAGCCUAUUUUUCCCCACCCUAAGUUUCAUAUAAAAGGCUUUUCAAAGCCAUUUAGGAAAUUUUUGGGGAAACCACCAACCAUAUAAAUAUAAAUAUAUAUAUUUUUUCCCUUAAAUGAUUUCUUAUUUGUGUCAAUAAAAUCCCACGAAAGAAAGAAAAUAAAUAAAUAAAAAAAAUUGUUUUUUUGGAUGGCCAUGGCGUUGAAGCCCAUGAGAGGAAUGGGAAAUGAAAGAGAAAACUUUUGGUUUUGGUGUUUGUGUCUUUGGAUCAAAAGCAGAGAGUUUUAGAGAGAAGAGUAGAUUUGGAAGAUAAAGUAGUGUUUUUACAUGCAAAAGAAAAGAAAAAAAGCCUUUUGUUCUAAAAAUAUCCCAACUUGAGAGAGAGAUUUUGGUAUCUUCAAGCCAUGGUCUUUUGUUAGCAGUUAGCACCAUGAAAUAAUAGUAGCAGCAGCAAAUAAAACAAUGGUUGGAUCAUUUGUUGUUUUUUUAAUCAUUUAUGUGUACAAAUUCAAACUUACAUAAGAGAUAUUAUAUAUAUUACACAACACAUCUCUCCCUUGAUCAGACAA